AUGGCGCCAAAAGUGAAGGAAGCUCCUGCCCCUCCCAAAGCCGAAGCCAAAGCGAAGGCCUUGAAAGCUAAGAAGGCAGUCCUGAAGGUGUCCACAGCCACAAAAAGAAGAAGAUCUGAACAUCACCCACUUUCUGGCGGCCCAAGACCCUGCAGCUCCGGAGGCAGCCAAAAUAUCCUUGAAAGAGCCAACAAGACCCAGAUCAAACAGGCUGUGAAGAAACUCUAUGACAUUGAUGUGGCCAAAGUCAAGACUCUGAUACGGCCUGACCGAGAGAAGAAGGCAUAUGUUCACUUGGCUCGUGAUUAUGACGCUCUAGAUGUUGCCAACAAGAUUGGGAUCAUCUAA
This is a messenger RNA of Rattus norvegicus (Norway rat), 348 nucleotides long. The record is from RefSeq and is a predicted model, not a curated record. NCBI's taxonomy places the organism in Eukaryota, Metazoa, Chordata, Mammalia, Rodentia, Muridae.